Messenger RNA from Triticum aestivum (bread wheat), 4371 nucleotides. RefSeq lists its product as uncharacterized. The record is from RefSeq and is a predicted model, not a curated record. The transcript has 4 exons. NCBI's taxonomy places the organism in Eukaryota, Viridiplantae, Streptophyta, Magnoliopsida, Poales, Poaceae. Bases 518 to 2917 code for a protein of 799 amino acids. Gene Ontology annotation, molecular function: zinc ion binding.
UACGGUCCUGAUACGAGGAAAUACGUCGCCAAUAUGGUCCUGGAUGUUGGACGCCCAGUCCUGCCUCUACACGUCGCGUGCAUACGCAGUAUACCCCGUAUGACACGUCAGCGCCUGGCCCGCUUGUCAGAAGGGAGCCCACCAGUCAGCGCGGAGCCCACCCCUUGCCCCCCAUCCCCGUCUCGCUGUCUUUUCUCGAUCCUUCGUGUGUCCACGAACCGAAAACAGAGCACAAAGCAGAGUAGUGGGAUAGGGUGCGGCGGCGGAUCAUCGGCGACCCGAUGGCCUUCCGAUGGUAGUUGUUGCGGUGGUGGAAGGGACUGCGACGGCGCCGCAACCCGUAGGACGGGGUUCAGCGGCGAUGGAGGGCCCGCGACGGCGGCCCGACGGCGAGGCGGCUCCGACGUACGGUAUGAUUCGUCACCUAACAAUAUUGAGACGGUUUUGUGCCUGAAAUCCAAUUUUAGUUCUAAUUAGGUUGUGUGCAAAUAUAAUUUCAUGUGUUUAUGCCUAUUUCAUGCACUUUGGAGGGAAAUUUGUUAGGGUUUGGGUAAAGUACGACAAAAAGAUUGAACUUUCACUGAUUUUAUUUGCAGCAAAGGAUUCUCGGUUGUUCACUGUUGAGGUGAUCCAUGGAGGAUUUUUCUUUGGCAGUGGUCAGAAUAGGUGCUAUUUGGAUGGCAAAAAGGUUAGCUAUGAUUACUGUCAGGUGGAGAGUGCAUAUUACAAAUUGUUUGAAGAAUUAAUUGAGCACUUGGGUUAUGAAAAGAGAGGUAGAAUCGAUAUGUAUUGGUUGCCCCCUGGUUGUCAGCUAAAUGAAGGUGGUGCUAGGCUUUUGUCCAAUGAUGUUGACGUAGAUUGUAUGUAUCUAACGCUUAAUCGAGGGCACCAAUUUCAAAUGAUAUACCUCGAUCAUUUGGACAGCCAUAUUUCUGGAGGAGGAGCUGGAUGGGAUGAUGUUGUGGCUAAUCCAGUAACACAAAUGCCAGUUGUUUUCAGUCCAAUGAAGAAGUCAAGCAAUGCAAAUGAUAACAGAGAUGUGGAAGAAAGCAACACAUCUUGUAGUGUUGUGGAUGAAAGUCAUGAAAUUCAGAGUCAUGACCAACUCUUUGACAGACUGAGACCAAGAAAACAAAAUAUAGAAGAGCAGGAAGAACAGUAUGCAGAUUCAGAUACUUCUGACAGUGAUUAUAUUCCUGAAAUUAUUGACAGUGACUAUGACUUGGAGGAUGGGGAUGAGGAUUUGUUGCAGGAGCAGCUACACCCUCUGCAAGAUAGGAAAGGGAAGAAGGUGGUGGAAGAGUGCAACUCUGAAGAUGAGGAAUUGGAUGCUCCAAAUUCAGAUCAAGAUGAAAUGAAAUUCAAUUUCAAAUCAUUUACAGCUGCAGAUAUGCAUGAGCCCAAGUUCCAUGCAGGCCAAUUGUUCUCUUCAGUCGAGCUCUUGAGGAAAGCAGUUAGAGAGUACAGUUGCAAGGAGAGAGUGAACAUCACAUUCCCAAAGAAUGAUAAAACAAGGCUUGGUGCAAAGUGUGAGAAAGGAUGCCCAUGGUAUCUUUAUGCAUCUUGGGAUAAUAGGACAAAUUCAAUAAUGGUGAAGACAUUCAAUGGUGAGCAUACUUGUGAGAAGAAGUGGCAAGUUACAGCCUUUACAGCUAGGUAUAUUGCUCACAAAUUUGUCGACAAGAUUAGGGCAUGUGAGAGGAUUUCAUUGAAGGCCUUAGCAGGUUUUGUCCAAGAAGAUUGGAAUAUGACAAUUAAAAGGGGCAAGUUAGGGAGAGCUAGGAAGAUUGCAUAUGAUAUUAUAUAUGGUGAUGAGAUUGCACAAUACAACUUGUUGUGGGACUAUGCAAAUGAGCUGAGGAGAUCUAAUCCUAGUAGCACUUUCUUUGUUGAACUUUCAGACGAGGGGCAAUUUCAAAAAUGUUACUUCUCAUUUGAUGCAUGCAAAAGGGGCUUCUUAUCUGCUUGUAGGCCUAUUAUUUUCCUCGAUGGCUGUCACUUGAAGACACAAUAUGGAGGUGUGCUUUUAAGUGCUGUAGGAAUGGAUCCUAAUGAUUGCAUAAUUCCUGUGGCUCAUGCAGUAGUGCAAAGUGAAGAUACAAAAGCCUGGAGAUGGUUCUUGACUGCAUUGAAGCAAGAUCUUGGCAUACAUAACACAGAUCUCUGGACCAUCAUGUCUGACAAGCAAAAAGGUUUACUGAAAGCAGUGAAGGAAUUGUUCCCACUUUCACCACACAGAUUUUGUGUGAGGCAUCUAUGGCAGAAUUUCAACAAGAAUUUCAAGGGAGAGGCCUUAAAGAACCAGCUAUGGAAAUGUGCUAGAAGUACUACAGAGGGAAGGUUUAGGAAAAAUAUGAACCAAAUGUUAGUUCUCAGCAAAGAGGCCCAUGACUGGCUGGAUGAGUUGGAUCCUAAAACAUGGGUCAGGGCUUAUCAAAAUGAUUUCCCAAAGUGUGAUGUGCUGCUCAAUAACAAUUGUGAGGUAUUCAACAGGUACAUCCUGGAGGCUAGGGAGAUGCCAAUUAUAAGCAUGUGCCAGAGGAUCAAGGGCCAAAACAUGGGAAGGAAUUAUGGAAAACAACAAGAGGUCUUGAAGUGGCAUGGUACUAUUUGUCCAAAGAUAAGAAAGAAAUUGGAUAAGAAUAUUGAAUUUGCAAGAACUUGUCAUGCCGCACCAGCUGGAAAAGGGUUGUUUGUAGUCAAUGAUAGAGGUAUGGACUUCAGUGUGGACACAAGAAUGGAGAAGUGUAGCUGCAAAAGAUGGGAUUUGUCAGGUAUCCCAUGUUCUCAUGGAGUCUCUGCUCUUAGAUAUGACAAAAUACCACCAGAAUCAAGGGUGAACUCUUGUUACUCUAUUGAGACUUAUUGCAAGGUAUAUGAGCACAUUAUCAUGCCAUGUAAUGAUGUGAGUGAGUAAGCUAUGAUGAAUGGCAGAAAAAUCAUACCACCACCACUUCAGAAAAAGAAAGGAAGAAGGGCAAGGAAUAGGAGACAACAACCAGAAGAGAAGCAGGGAAAGAGAGGUGUGAAGAUCAAUAAGGCAGGCGCAGUCAUCCAUUGUGGAUAUUGUGGAGGUGCUGGUCAUAACAUAAAUGGUUGCUUGGACUGGAAGUUAGGGUUGAAGCCUAAGAAAAAAACAAGAAGCCAUAGAGUUAGAGCUGAGCCAGAUGUGUCAUCUUCAGAUGAAGAAACAAUAGGCCUUACUCAGCAUUAUUACUUUCCAGGAAUUUAAUCAACAGACAGCUGGUGUUCUUAACCAUGACCAACCUUUGUAUCAUUCAGAGAUGCUAGCUACUUUAACACAGGAAAGAGAAUCAAGGCAGAGAGAGGAAGUUGUGCAUGGCCCACUACCUGAGAAUGCUUUCAUACAGCAGCAAGCCCUCUCACAGCCUCCAAUUCAACCUACAACAGCAACAAAAACUGGUGAUGUGCACAGGAAGAGAGAGGUUGUUGCAUUUGCCAGGCUUAGAGCAGCAGCUGAGAGAAGAGAGAUAGCCGAUCAGGCCAAGUUUGAUGCAGCCAUUGCAAAAUUAAAAGAAGAAGAGGACAAAAUCAAGUUGUCUGCUCAAAAGAAGAAAGAUGACCAACUAGCAAAGAAACAUGCUGCAGAGGACAAAAGAAGGCUGCACUUGAAGAAAAAAGAAUUGCUGCAGAUGAGAGGAAGAAAGCUAGUGAGGAAAAGAAAAAAAAGGCCCUAGAGGAUAAACUGGCCAUGGCAGACAAAAGGAGAGAAGCUAUGGAGAAAAGGAAAAAAGAAGCAGAAGAGGCAAAAAGAAUUAAGGCAAAAGAAAGACAAAGAAUUGCUGAAGACAAAAAAAGAGUUUGCAAGACUAAAUUUGAUGCAGAAGAGGCAUUGUUUCUUAUAAAUCAAGCAGAUGAGAUUGAUAGGCAGCAAUCAUUUCUGCAAACACAGGAGACAGCAAGGCAAAGAGCUUGGGAGCAGCAGACUGUCCAGCAGGAAGCUACAAGAGUGCAGGCAGCUUUGCAGGAUGCAGAUAAGACGAAGGCACAGCAAGACAGAGAAGCAAUGGUGGAGGAGCAGAGGAUGAAUGCAUGUCAGUCCAAAACUACAACAAUGAAGAGAACUGGAGCAAGCUCUAGUCAAAACAGGAGAACAUUUAAAAAACCAAGAAAAGUUAGCAUGUUUGAUGAACUUAGGGGUGGUUGAAAAUUAACGAAAAGUGGUGGUUUCAUUUUGUGUUCUGUUUGUGAUCAGAUGUAGAACGUGUUAAUGAACAUGUUCUGCUCGUGAUCAUGCUCCAGACCAUGCUGGAUAGCUUUUGUAAUAUGCUUUCUUUUGUAGUAUGUAAACUGGAUGUCAGACUUGUUAUAUGCUCCAGAAUAUAAUGGAUAGCUUUUGUAAUAUGUAAA